AGCGCGCCUAACAGUUUUGUCUCUUUUUGAGAAGAGAAUGAGAAGUACCUCUUUCUCUAACCGGAUUUUAACGUUUCAUGUUGAUAUCAGCAGUCUGCGUGUAUCUCACCGUCUGAUGAAAGGUUGUUAGGACGCGAUAAGCGUAUUCUAGUUGAGAAAGUGUCCAAAAUCCCCUUUAUUUCGAGUGCAAAGAGAAGACAACACGCCACGGCACUAGUAACGUUAGUUACUAGCAACAACGGCUCUCUGUUUUGUCGAAGGAUGCCUGGUCCCUCCUGUUCUCUCAUCUGAAGACCGUAGGAGAGAAGUCUAGUUUAGUGAUGAAACAGGACCCCUUGACCAGAGGGGUGAACACGGGUACGCCCCUGCCAGGGAGGAGAGACUCUAUCGGGGUAUCGCUGCUGGGCAGCACCCCCUCUUCCUCCUCCAUCUCUUCAAUCUCUUCCUCCAUCUCUUCGUCUUCCUCUGGGGAAGAAAGGAGAAAGGGAGGUGGUGAGGAGUUUAUUGGCAGAGAGGAGGAAGAGGGGGAGGUGGUCAGCAUUUCCAUAGUUACCAUAGCGGAGGAGUCCUGCCCCUCGGAACCGUUCGGAACUGUCGUCGGUCACGUCGAGGUAACAGCCAAUGAGAGCGCGGCUAGGGAAAGAGAUGGCCAAUCAAAAACCUCCCACAGUACCCAGACUGAAGAAGAGGGGGUGCGGAAUGGAGAGGAAGGGGAGGAAGGUAGAAAGGAGGAUGAUGAGAAGGAGCAGGGAGAUGAAGGCGAGGAGGCAGAAGAGAUGGGUGAAGACGAGAGUGACCGUUCUGCCCUGUUAGAAGAGGAUGAAGAGGGAAGGAAGCAGGUGUUUGUCUCGGAUGAGAACUUGGAGUUGACGUCGGACAGACUGAACCCUGAAACACCUUCAUCACUCUUCGACAUCAAGAUGAAGAGGAAGUUGGACCAUGGACCAGACAUCAGGCCUUUCCCUUCAGGCAAGAAACACUGCAAAGGUUCCAAUUACCUCAGUUACUGUGGGAAGCAGAAAGCGUGGAGUGGUCCUGAGCGUCUAUUGGCUCUGGAUGAGUUGAUUGACAGCUGUGAGUCCAAUCAGGUGAAGCACAUGAUGCAGGUUAUUGAGCCUCAGUUCCAACGAGACUUCAUCUCCCUGCUGCCCAAAGAGUUGGCCCUGUAUGUCCUGACGUUCCUUGGGCCCAGAGAUCUCAUGCAUGCUGCUCAGACCUGUUCCUAUUGGAGGAUACUGGCAGAGGAUAACCUGCUGUGGAGGGAGAAGUGUAGAGAGGAGGGUAUUGAAGAACCCCUGGUUGUGAAGAGAAGAAAGACUGGGUUCCUCCACUCACCCUGGAAGAGUGGCUACGUACAACAACACCACAUAGAGAGCAACUGGAGGACUGGGGAUAUCACCUCACCUAAGGUGUUAAAAGGUCAUGAUGAUCAUGUGAUCACGUGUCUACAGUUCUGUGGUGACCUCAUAGUCAGUGGGUCUGACGACAACACUCUCAAAGUGUGGUCUGCCCUCACCGGCAAGUGUCUGCGUACAUUAGUAGGCCAUACAGGAGGCGUGUGGUCCAGUCAGAUGAGUGGUAACAUCGUUAUCAGUGGGUCGACAGACAGGACUCUGAAGGUUUGGGACGCGGAGAGCGGAGAGUGUGUCCACACCCUGUACGGACACACCUCUACUGUACGCUGUAUACACCUGCAUGACAAACAGGUUGUGAGCGGUAGCCGUGACGCUACGUUGCGUCUGUGGGACAUAGAUUCUGGCGAGUGUCUCCACGUCCUGACGGGUCAUGUGGCGGCGGUGCGGUGCGUCCAGUAUGACGGGCGCAGGGUGGUCAGCGGAGGAUAUGACUUCAUGGUUAAAGUCUGGGACCCUGAGACAGAGACCUGUCUACACACACUGCAGGGACACACUAACAGAGUCUAUUCACUACAGUUUGACGGUGCCUACGUGGUCAGUGGAUCUCUGGACACCUCCAUCAGAGUAUGGGACGUAGUGACGGGGGCGUGUGUCCACACGCUGACCGGCCACCAAUCGCUGACCAGCGGUAUGGAACUGAAGAACAACAUUCUGGUGUCUGGCAACGCUGACUCGACUGUCAGGGUCUGGGAUAUACUGACUGGACAGUGUCUCCACACACUACAAGGUCCCCAUAAGCACCAGUCGGCAGUAACCUGUCUCCAGUUCUCUCGUUCCCUGGUGGUCUCUUCAUCAGAUGACGGGACAGUGAAGCUGUGGAGCCUGGCGACGGGGGAGUGGAUCAGAGACCUGGUGGCUCUGCAGAGUGGAGGGUCAGGGGGAGUGGUGUGGAGGAUCAGGGCGUCUAACACCAGGCUGGUAGCAGCAGUUGGCAGCAGGAACGGGACAGAGGAGACUAAACUCAUGGUGCUGGAUUUUGACCUCACUGACAACCACAAGUGAUGUCAUCAAAGAGGGACGGGGUUUCAUCAGGAGAGGAGGUCAUGUCAUUGGAUAAGGAUGUGCGGUAACCAAUAUCCUCAUAAGUGGAAGGAGAACUUGUGAUGACGAUGAUGAUAAUGAGAGGGGAGAUGGAGGAGGUGUCGUUUGACAGAGGAACAUGUAAGAAUCCUCAAAUGGAAGGACUGAGUGCCAUUUUAAUAGGAGGUACCAACAUACCACAAACCAGGAGACGACUCAGAAAUGUCCCACAUUUUCUCACCACAUCCCUGCGGAAACAUUUUCUGGCUGACCUAAAACACUGCUGGAAACUGGUAUAAUGGUGAAGAACCGGUACACAGGAUCAACUUUGAAUCUUCUGCGACCGGAGAAAUCCAUGAGGUCCCACUAAGGCCAUACGACUAACUGACAGGCCAUACGACUAACUGACAGGCCAUACGACUAACUGACAGGCCAUACGGCUAACUGACAGGCCAUACGGCUAACUGACAGGCCAUACGGCUAACUGACAGGCCAUACGGCUAACUGACAGGCCAUACGGCUAACUGACAGGCCAUACGGCUAACUGACAGGCCAUACGGCUAACUGACAGGCCAUACCGCUAACUGACAGGCCAUACCGCUAACUGACAGGCCAUACGGCUAACUGACAGGCCAUGCGGCUAACUGACAGGCCAUGCGGCUAACUGACAGGCCAUACGGCUAACUGACAGGCCAUACGGCUAACUGACAGGCCAUACGGCUAACUGACAGGCCAUACGGCUAACUGACAGGCCAUACGGCUAACUGACAGGCCAUACGGCUAACUGACAGGCCAUACGACUAACUGACAGGCCAUACGACUAACUGACAGGCCAUACGGCUAACUGACAGGCCAUACGGCUAACUGACAGGCCAUACCACUGACUGACAGGCCAUACCAAUGACUGACAGGCCAUACGACUAACUGACAGGCCAUACCACUAACUGACAGGCCAUACGACUAACUGACAGGCCAUACGACUAACUGACAGGCCAUACCGCUAACUGACAGGCCAUACCGCUAACUGACAGGCCAUACGGCUAACUGACAGGCCAUACGACUAACUGACAGGCCAUACGACUAACUGACAGGCCAUACGACUAACUGACAGGCCAUACGACUAACUGACAGGCCAUACGGCUAACUGACAGGC
Messenger RNA from Salvelinus fontinalis (brook trout), 3588 nucleotides. Its product is annotated as F-box/WD repeat-containing protein 7-like. Gene Ontology annotation, biological process: ubiquitin recycling; proteasome-mediated ubiquitin-dependent protein catabolic process. The coding region runs from base 321 to 2417 and encodes 698 amino acids. The record is from RefSeq and is a predicted model, not a curated record. Gene Ontology annotation, cellular component: cytoplasm; nucleus. Gene Ontology annotation, molecular function: ubiquitin binding. The transcript has 13 exons. Lineage: Eukaryota; Metazoa; Chordata; Actinopteri; Salmoniformes; Salmonidae.